Monosiga brevicollis MX1 is the source of this 3399-nucleotide messenger RNA. RefSeq lists its product as uncharacterized. The transcript has 5 exons. The coding region runs from base 1 to 3399 and encodes 1132 amino acids. Gene Ontology annotation, cellular component: DNA ligase III-XRCC1 complex. Gene Ontology annotation, biological process: double-strand break repair via alternative nonhomologous end joining; DNA recombination; DNA biosynthetic process. NCBI's taxonomy places the organism in Eukaryota, Choanoflagellata, Craspedida, Salpingoecidae. Gene Ontology annotation, molecular function: DNA ligase (ATP) activity; ATP binding; zinc ion binding. The record is from RefSeq and is a predicted model, not a curated record.
AUGCGCUGGGCGUCUGUGGGCUACAUCUUCCAGCGUCCGGUGGGGCUCUUCGUGAGCGCGUCAGCACUCUCGACAUCACCCGUUUUACCUCCUGUUCGACGCUUCAGCUCGGCUUUGGGUUUGUGCGUGAAGCAGUCGAGCUUGCACCCUUUCCGUGGGUCGACGCUGCCCAGCACUAGUCGUUUGUGGGUGCGUGGCUUCGCUGCUGGCACCAACGCCAGAGCCGCCACCAUGUCCGAGUUUGUGGCCGAGCACGCCAAGACCGGGCGCUCGGGCUGCAAGGAAUGCAAGCAGAAAAUUGACAAGGGUGCGCUGCGGAUUGGCAAAGUCACCACCAGUCCCUUUAGCGAUGACUCCGACAUGACCACCUGGUACCACGACGAGUGCUUCUUUCAAGCACAGCUUCGAUCGCGCAAGACGACGGCCAAGGUCGAGACGCUGAGCGAUAUCAAAAACUACGCCGAGCUGAGCGCCGAGGACAAACAGUCCCUCAAAACCAAGAUUGCCGCCUUUGUCGAGGCUUAUGCCAACAAGGGCACGGGUGGUGCGGGUGGUGCCAAGGCCAAGCGUCCAGCGGCCGCGACCACGGCCACGGCCAGUCAACCAGGCAAACAGGGGCCAGCCCUCUCAGCCACGGGUCCAUACCACAGCUCAGGGCGCGGGCGAGACAACAGCUUUGCAGCCUUUCAGGAGCUCUGCCGAGAUAUCGAGGCCCAUCCCGGCCACACGGACAAGGGCAACAUCAUUCGCACCUUCAUUACGAAAGGUACAUCGGGCCAGGGCUUUACUGGUGACCUCUACCUGGUCAUGCGCCAUCUACUGCCCCAACACCCCAAGCGCGUGUACAACAUGAAGGAGAAGCAGCUCGUCAAGAUUUUUAGCGCCCUCUUCCAUACCAGUGAGCAGGAUCUGACGGAGCAUCUGGAGCAGGGGGACGUGUCAGACACAAUGGCCAGCUUUUUUGCUACCAGCCAAGGCCUGCGCCCGGCAGCCCAGAGCACGCUCUCACUCGAGGACGUGGAGAACCUCUUGCGGCAACUCGAGAACCGGACCACUAUUGAUGAACAGACGCGCGUCUUUCGGCAGCACCUGCCUCGCAUGACCACGGAGGAUUUGCGCUAUGUCGUGCGCCACAUCAAGCACGAUUUGCGCAUCUUUGCCGGCUCCAAGAUUAUCCUCAGUGCCCUCAACCCGGGUGCCUACGAGGCAUGGAAGGCAUCCAACGACCUUUAUGCUCUUGUUCAGCGCUGCCUGAAACACGGUCCAAGCCUCAAGCGCGAUGUUAGCGUGCGGGCCAGCCUCAUGACCCCCGUCAAGCCCAUGCUGGCCGAAGCCUGUCGAUCCUACGAAAUGGCUGUCCAGAAGUGCCCCAAUGGAAUUCUGGCCGAGAUCAAGUACGAUGGCGAGCGCGUGCAAGUGCACAAGCAGGGCGACAACUUUCGCUUUUUCAGCCGCAGCCUUAAAGAGGUGCAGGAUCACAAGAUCUCCUUUUUCCGAGAAAGCAUCCGCCAAGCCUGUCCACACGGACAUACCAUGAUUCUGGAUGCGGAGGUGCUGAUGGUGGACACCACCACGUCCAAGCCCCUACCCUUCGGCACGCUGGGCGUGCAUAAGAAGACGCGCUUCACCAAUGCUCAACCCUGUCUGUUCAUCUUUGACAUCUUGCACUUUAAUGGGCGCAAUCUCAUGGACGAGACCAUGGAGGAGCGCCGUCGCCUGCUGACCUCCCACGUGGUUAGCGUGCACAACGAGAUUAUGUACUCGGAACAAACCGCCAUCCCGGACCUGCCCACGCUGCGCGCUCUCAUGACCAAGGUCAUGCGCGAGAACCUGGAGGGCCUUGUCCUCAAGGACCGCCACUCCGUCUACGAGCCCAGCAAGCGCCAUUGGCUCAAGAUGAAGAAAGACUACCUCGAGUCGGGGGCCAUGGCCGACACGGCCGACCUCGCCCUCCUCGGAGCUUGGUUUGGUACCGGCAGCAAGGGCGGUCUGCUCAGCGUCUACCUCAUGGGCUGUCGCGAUGACAACGGCGUCUGGCGCACCGUCACCAAGUGCGGCAACGGGUUUGACGAUGCCCAGGUGGACGCCUACCAUCGCAAGAUGUUGCCGCUCAUGCAAAAGGUGUCCCAGGACCGCAGCAAGGUGCCGGGUUGGCUGCGCAUCGAUGAGUCGCGCCUCGUGCCCGACUACAUCAUUCGCGACCCCAACCAAGCCCCGAUCCUGGAGAUUGCCGGGGCCGAAUUCAGCGAAAGCCGCGCGCACUCGGCCGAUGGCAUUUCCAUCCGCUUUCCUCGCAUUGCCCGCGUGCGCUCGGACAAGAACGCCGACACCGCCACCUCCCUCAGCGAGCUCAAGGUCCUCUUCAAGGCCUCCAAAGCCUCUUCGGAGCUCCUACCCAACCUCCCCACCUCGGGCAACAUUCCCACCUCGGAUCAGGUGUCGGCAGCUGUCGCCGCCGCGCCCCCCGCCUCGUCUGGCAGCGCUCGGCGCCCCGAGCCAGCCCCCAAGCGCACCAAGCGCACGCUUGCCACAAUGACGGCCACGGCCACCUCGCCCAAACCACGUUCGUGCCGCCGACGCGCCCCGGAUGAGGACGAGGACGAGGACGAGCCCAACGAUUACGACCUCAACGACGAUUUCAUCAACGAUGACCUCGAUGAGGAUGAGGACGAGGACGCGGCCGAUAACUUUGAGCUAGACUCAGAUGGCGAGGCCCCCCACGUGGGGGACGUGGGCCGGCGCCCACGCUCUACACGCGCCCGCCGCACUCCGGGUGGUCGCGUGCCCUGCUACUACGGUGCGGCCUGCUACCGCCGCCGGCCAGAGCACCGCGUCCAGUUUAGUCACCCCGGCGACCCAGACUACCCCAAUUAUCGCGACGAGGACGCGGAGGAGGACGAGGACGAGGACGAGGACGGGGUUGCCCAGCCCCACAGCGAGGCUGAGAGUGAGGACGACGAUUUUGUUGCUGAGGAAGAUCAGGACACUGAACCCGAUGAACCUGCACCCCAUCUCACGGGCCCACCCGCGCACAAGCGGUCCAAGGGGCACACAGAUGAUCACAACAGCGGCACGCACUCCAGUCUGGAUUCAGGAACCGGGGGCAUGGCCGUGGAUGCACUCCCAGACGUCUUCUCUGGUUGCGUCUGCCUCGUCGACGGUUGCAGCGAUGCUGGCCGGGCGCGACGAGCCAUCAUUGCCUUUGAUGGCGAGGUGGUCACGUUGGCCGACGACGAGCUGUCACACAUUGUCGUGGGCUCGCGCAAGUCUCAUGAGUGGCCCCCUGCAGUGCAGCAUGCCGUUAAAUCGCACCCAGAUGCCAUUGUAGUGCACGAGUCUUGGCUUUGGGACUCGAGCAAGGCGGGGAAGCGCUUGAGUGAACUCAAGUACAGCGUGUGA